AAGUCCCCUGCACUUGCCCUUUGUGUAUCUCAGACAGAGGUAGCUGUGUUACAGCUUCUGAAGGUGUUCAACUUGCUAAAGAACUAGGAGCCACUUAUUUGGAACUGCAUAGCCUCAAUGAUUUUUACAUAGGAAAAUAUUUUGGUGGGGUGCUGGAAUAUUUUAUGAUACAAAGCUUGAAUCAGAAAUCAUCUGAAAAAAUGAAGAAAAGGAAGAAAAGCCAUAAAUGUCAUGGAGUUAAGCCACCUCAGCUUGAUCAGCCAGAAAAAAUGCCUAUCUUAAAAGGCGAAGCCUCACAUUAUGAUUCUGAUUUACAUAACUUGUUGUUCUGCUGCCAGUGUGUUGAUGUGAUAUUUUACUCUGAAGACAUGAAGGAGGUAGCAAAAGCACACAGGAUUGUUUUAUGCUCUAUUAGCCAUGUCUUCAUGUUGCUUUUUAAUGUGAAGAACCCAACUGACAUUCAGGAUCCUUCUAUCAUUAGAACUGCUCAGUCUCUCUUUGCAGCCUCUCAGGAAACUCUGUUUCCCAUAUUAAAACAUGGCACAUCAUGUGGUUCACCAGUAAGAGUCAUUGUUAAAGACUCAUUCUUCUCCUCUUGUUUGACAGAUAUUCUGCACUUCAUUUAUUCAGGUGCUUUCCAAUGGGACCUAUUGGAAGAGCACAUUAAAAAGAAACUGAAGAAUUCAGGGGAUGUUGAGCUUGUUCUUGAGAGAGUAAAAUGUAUCUUGAAAAUUCCAGGAAAGGUUAACGGUUCACAAAAUUAUAGAACUUAUUUGUCAAAAAGACCGCUACAUUUAUGUAACACCUCUCUCAGACUUUUCUUUAACACAACAGUAUUAGCUGAUGUCAUGUUCAAAAUACAAGGUGCUACAGUACCAGCUCACAAAGCAGUCCUGGUGGCUCGCUGUGAAGUAAUGGCUGCUAUGUUUAAUGGCAACUAUAUUGAAUCAAAUAGUUUUUUGGUUCCAGUUUAUGGAAUUUCCAAAGAUACAUUUCUAUCUUUUUUAGAGUAUCUAUAUACAGACUCCUGUUGUCCAGCCAGCAUUCUGCAAGCCAUGUCACUUUUAAUAUGUGCUGAGAUGUACCAGGUUUCAAGGCUCCAGCACAUCUGUGAGCUUUAUAUAAUUACACAACUCCAGAGCAUGCCUAGUAGAGAAUUAACAUCUACAAGCCUGAGUGUGGUCAGCUUGCUUCAGAAAGCAAAAUUUCAUAAUUCGGAUUGUCUUUCAAAUUGGCUGCUUCAUUUUAUUGCUUCUAAUUACUUAAUCUUCAGUCAAAAACCUGAGUUUGAAGAUCUUUCAGUGGACGAACGCAAUUUCAUAGAGAUGCACAGAUGGCCUUCUAGUAUGUACCUGAGACAGCUUGCAGAGUACAGGAACUACAUUCAUUCUCGGAAAUGUCACUGUCUAAUAAUGUAAAAUAAAAAAAAUAAUCUUUAUUUAUGAAUGAUUGAAAGCUGUGCUUCAGAAAUCUUACAACUGAAAUUUGAUAUUUAGCUGAAAUGUUGCACCUGCUAAUGAAUAACUACGGUACUGUUUAAAAGCAUGUGAAACAUAUUGUAACAUAUGCAUUUACUAAGAUGAAUUUCAGCUGUAUUGUUAAGUCUGAUUCUAUACUAUUUUAAAUUUUUUGGAGGAAUAUGUACUAAUUUGGAAUAUUUGUUAGUGUAUUAUGUAUCUAGGAUUCCAGGAGCUUGAAGGAGAGAUUCUGCAUUCAUUACUCACUUUUUUUAGCUAUUUCCUUUGAAGAUUUUAGUAAGUUAUUUAUGAGCUUUUAGAAAUUGUAUAUUUUGUAAAAAACAGAGCUUGUAAAAAGAUUCUAUUUUGGAAUUAAAACUGUACCUCAUCCCAAUCUGCAUCAAAUUUCUGGAAAAAAAAUCUCUUCAGAAAAUUAUUUAAACUUUCCCUUCACUGGGGAAUCUUGUAUAGUAAAAAAAAUCCCAGUAUGGUUUUUCUAGGUAUUGUAAAACAAAAUUACAUUUGAAAAAUAUUUUGGUGUUGUUUCCUGUAUAAUUGCAUAUAUAUAAAAGUAUUUUCUUAUGUUUCUUUUUUGUGCAAAAAUAACCUACUUACAGUAUUCUGACAAUAACAAUUUUAAAUUCUUCCCACCAGGUAGAUAAUAAUUUAACAAUCAUUUCACAAUUUUGAAAACAACAUUAUUCCUAAAAAGGUCUGUGUAAAUUCAAUCAGUAGCCUGUGUAUGUUUGUAUAUUAUUUAAUUCAUCCCUGAAAGUUGUUCUAUAGUUUGUUUCCUAUAUUUAGUAUGUGAGAGGCCAAGGGAAGAAGGCGGAAAUACUAAAUUUACAUACUCUGAUCAUAUGGAUCCAGACCUUUUAUGAUCUUGGGGCAUGAGCACACUAAUCCACUGAGUCCUUUCUAUAAUUCCCUUCUCAUUUCAGAAUUUAAUAAACUCAACUAGGGGCUGUGUUGCAUGUCCAUUUUCCCCAGACAUAUUUUAUCCAUUAAGGCAUUCUUGUCAAUUUUCCCAGAUGGGUCUGCACUGCAUUUAGACAAUGGGACUGUUCUGGCCAAUUUUCUGAGGUUUUUGUACCUCCCUUUUUUGCGUAGGUGCACAUUAUUACUAAGAUUGUAGUAUUUUCUGUCUUUAUAUGUAGUUAAGUGUAUGUUUUACAACCCACAUAGACCUGCAAUGACCUCCACAUUGUACCCUCCAUAUGUACAAAGGUGGCAUUAGAAUGUUCCAAUGGUUAAUUGAAGCAACAUUUGAAUCAGGAACUAUCUGACCCACAGCACACACUUUCAGAGACAACGCACUGCUUCACAAUAUUGCAAUGGCUCUUAUAAAUAAUGUUUUAUAUAAUAUUUUGUAUUCUUUUUAAAAUGCCAAAUAGGAUACUACAACUAAUUUAUUUCUAGUAGCGGUUUUUUUUUUAUUAAGGAAACUUAAAAACAUUUUCAGCAUUUUUGUAUGACUAUAAGUUCCAUGGAAAUAGAUACAUUAAAAUCCAUUUUUAACCUGUUCCUUUGCUUUAAUUUAAAAAGGGUAAUAUAUUUUAAUGAUUUUAGUUAUUUUAUCUAUAAAUCUAGGCAUAAUUUUUCAAAUGACUAAAAUGUUUUAAGAUUAUGAUUUAGUGUAAAUGUUCCUUUUAUCUGAAAAUUGAUGUGUAUAAUUAUGACACAUUUUAUCCUCAAAAUAUUUACAUUCCAAUGCAGCUGUAGUAGACAAAGGUAAUUAUAGAUGACAGUAUGAAGAAUGCUGUUACAAGCCUGUAUAGGGACAGAAUGGGAAGCCACAUAUAGAGUACCUUAUGUUUAUUAAUUCUUACAUAGCUAGGAAUACUGUAUUGUUGAACAUCUUUGAAUUCACUUGCAGAUAUGUAUAACUAGCAACUAGUAACCUGCAAAUCCUUGGAUGGCAAUGGCAUGUUUUGCGAAAUAGUUCAUAAAAUGACAGACUAUUCAUGGUUUAUUUGGGAUGCACAUGCACUGCACUAUAAUCUCUUUUCAGAUUAUGACAGCUAUUCAUAGUCCUUCAAACUCAUAGGAUUAAGUUGUAAUUUAUUAUAUUUCUUAAAACAUUUUAAUGGACAGGUAUGCCUACUGUGAAAGAUAAUCUGCAGCGACUUCUACAUUUCCGAUAACAUUAUAUUUAUUAAUACCCAAGAAUUGAUAAGUAGUAAUCUAUAGACAUCACAUAUUGAAUGCAUUCCUUUAAAAUCUAUUUUUAUAAGAAAAGCAUUUCUAUUUGCAAUGCUACUGUUUUUUAAUGAAUAAAUGUCAAUAUCAAGCCAGCAUGGAAGUUUCCAGAGAUGCAACCUUAAAAUUACAGUUAAAAUGUUUGUUGAAAUUUAUCACAUGAAUGAUUGUGGCUUUGUUGCAAAAGAAAAAAAAGCCCCUUCAUUUUGUCAUGUGUUGGGUAUGUAAUAAUUUUACAGAUUAACAGGUUCUUAAAUUCACAAUAUUUAAUUAUGCUAUUUAAUUUCUUGUAAUAUGACAUUUUAUUAAGUGCUUAUUUGUGACUAUCCAUUAAAUAGCUGCAGUCCAAACACUUUUUAAGCUGUCUGUAUUUAAUUGGAUGUUAGAAUUUAAAGUAGAAAAAUUAUCAUAUGUUGUAUAUCCUUAAUUGUAAGUAAUUGAUUGGCAAUGCAAAGCUGCAGAUUUUGACUAGGAAGCUGUAUAUCAUAACGUGCAGAAAAGUGAAUGCAGCAUCCGGCUGGAAACAGAUACAGCAAUCUUUCUGAGUUGGAGACUCAGGGCUUCAUUUAUUCAUAGCCACAUCUGAAGCAUUGCACAGCUUUCUAUUUCCUUUUUUUAAAAAAAUGUGUUGAAGCCAGUAUUGAUUCCUGAUCACUGCCUGGGCAAGUCCCUGCAGUAUUCUUCAGUAAGAGUUCAGAAGCAGCUUGCCAUUGCUACCUACCUUGGGCUAAGAGAGCGCGAGAGCGAGAGCUGUGUUUUUCUUAAAAAAUAAAAUUCUUUUCAGCCAAUCCUGUCAUGGUUCUCAGUUAAAAUGAAUUUUAGGGAUGUCUUUAAAGGAAGAUGACAGAUGCCCUAUUGGUACAAAUUCCUUUGCAUAGAUUGAUAUAAAAUAAGCUAUAAAAUUGCAUUUUUUGUGAACUGUUAUGUCCAGUGAUGUUAAAAGACCUCAAAACUUAAUCAUGAAGACAGUUUCAUUCAGUCAAACAAAUAAGUGGUGAAAAGGCUAACUAACCUGUAAGGUGUAGAGGUAAUUCUUGACUUGUGACUGGUUGCAUAGCAACCAUUCAGAGUUCUGAAGGACAGCCCUGAGGGUAUAUAUGACCUGGAUUCAAAGUUCUGUCCUCUACUUCUUCCAAGGGUCAUAUGACCACACUCCAGCUUGCAUUUAUUACAGUGUCCUGUAAUUAUGUGAUGGUUUC
This is a messenger RNA of Thamnophis sirtalis, 4855 nucleotides long. NCBI's taxonomy places the organism in Eukaryota, Metazoa, Chordata, Lepidosauria, Squamata, Natricidae. The record is from RefSeq and is a predicted model, not a curated record.